AUGGGUUUCAAAAACCAUUAAUUUGAGAUUUCUUUAGAAUAGUCUAAUAAGAAUUAUUAUAAUAUCCACAGAAUUGAUUAAUUAUAUAAGAUUAAGAAAACAUCUAAUUAGUUUACUGAGUAGUCCCUAAAAAUUUUGUAUUCAAAAAACUAAUAAAUUUACCAAGAAAACCUGAUUCUAAACAAAUAAAAUAGUCAAGCCAACAAUAAAAAUACAGAAAGAUUAAUAUAAAAUUAUCUUAAUAAUAACUAAACCAUGUACAAGUUUAUUAAUGAUAAAAUUAAAAUAAAUAAUAACAUAUAAUAUAAUCAUAUUUUUAAAAAACUUAGAAAAGAAGGUUAUUUUAAAAAUAUUGCAAAAUCAAUAUAAAAUAAAUUUAUAAAAAUUAAUUUUAUGCUAUUAAGUUAAAAAAUGUUAGUUCGAUUAAUAGUUCAUGUGUAAGCAUAAUUAUUUAAAAAAGCAAAUUUAAAAUUAUGUAAAAUUCUAAGUUGCGUUUAGAUAAGAAAAAUAUGGCAGGUAAUAAAAAUUUAUUUAAAUUAAUUUAAUUUUUAAAAGCGAAUACUAAGAUAUAAAGGUGAAUAAUAAGCAAUAUAAUAUCCACUAAAAAUUAUAUUUAUUAUAAAUUGA
Tetrahymena thermophila SB210 is the source of this 627-nucleotide messenger RNA. RefSeq lists its product as hypothetical. Lineage: Eukaryota; Ciliophora; Oligohymenophorea; Hymenostomatida; Tetrahymenidae. The record is from RefSeq and is a predicted model, not a curated record. The transcript has 2 exons.